Otolemur garnettii (small-eared galago) is the source of this 2360-nucleotide messenger RNA. It is a transcript of the gene BCAM, whose product is annotated as basal cell adhesion molecule (Lutheran blood group). Lineage: Eukaryota; Metazoa; Chordata; Mammalia; Primates; Galagidae. The record is from RefSeq and is a predicted model, not a curated record. The transcript has 15 exons. Bases 45 to 1931 code for a protein of 628 amino acids. Gene Ontology annotation, cellular component: plasma membrane.
GCGCAGAGCUGCAGUCCCGGCUUAGUCGCAACCGUGCGACGAACAUGGAGCCCCCGGACGCCCCAUCUGGGGCGCGCAGCGCCGGGCGGCUGCUGUUGCUUGCUUUUCUGCUGGCUCCACACCCAGGUGCCCAGGCUGAGCUGCAGGUGUCUGUGCCCCCCUUGGUGGAGGUGAUGCGAGGAGAGCUCGUCACCCUGGACUGCACCCCCAUGGGAGCCCAUGACCAUUAUGUACUAGAAUGGUUUAUUACUGACCGCUCCAGGGGCCGCAGCCUCCUGGCUUCAGCCGAGCUGCAGGGCUCUGAGCUCCAGCGCACAGUGCAUGACACCCGGAGCCGCAGCCCCUCAUAUCAGCUGGACUCCCGCGGGCGCCUGGUGCUGGUUGAGGCCCAAGUGGGCGAUGAGCGAGACUAUAUAUGCGUGGUGAGGGCUGGAGCGGCAGGUACCGCUGAGGCCACUGCGAAGCUCAGUGUGUUUGCAAAGCCAGAGGCCACUGAGGUCUCCCCCAAUGGAGGGACACUGUCUGUGAUGGAAGACUCUCCCCAGCAGAUUGCCACCUGCCACAGCCGGAAUGGGAAUCCAGUCCCCCAGAUCACGUGGUAUCGGGAUGGGCAGCGCCUGGAAGUGCCCAUGGAGAUGAACCCAGAGGGCUACAUGACCAUCCGCACUGUCCGGGAGGCCUCCGGCCUGCAGUCUCUCACCAGCACCCUCUAUCUGCGUCUCCGUAAGGCUGACAGAGAUGUGAGGUUUCACUGUGCCUCUCACUACAGCCUGCCUGAGGGCUACCAUGGCCGCCUGGACAGCCCCACCUUCCGCCUCACCCUGCACUAUCCCACAGAGCACGUGCAGUUCUGGGUAGGCAGCCCAUCCACCACAGCUGGCUGGGUGCGUGAGGGUGACUCUGUCCAGCUACUCUGCCAAGGAGAUGGCAGUCCCAGCCCAGAGUACACAUUCUUCCGCCUGCAGGAUAAGCAGGAGGAGGUGCUGAAGACAAAUCUUGAGGGAAACUUCACCCUGGUGGGGGUGCAUCGAGGCCAGAGCGGGACCUAUGGCUGCAGAGUGGAAGACUUCGAUGCUGCUGAGGACGUGCAACUCUCCCAGAUCCUGGAGCUGCAUGUAGCCUACCUGGACCCCCUGGAGCUCAGCACCACAGAGGAGCUUUCCUUGCCUUUGGGCAGCAGCACAGCUGUGAACUGCUCCGUGCAAGGCCUGCCCAGCCCUGCCCUACGUUGGACCAAGGACGCGGUGCCUCUGGGGGAUGGCCCCAGGCUCUCACUCAGCUCCAUCACCUUUGAUUCUGCCGGCACCUACACCUGUGAGGCCUUCAUGCCCACUGUGCCCCUCCUCAGCCGCACCCAGAGCUUUGAGCUACUGGUCCAAGGGUCACCAGAGUUAAGGGCAGAGGAGACUGAACGCAAGGCAGAGAGCAGCUGGAGGGAAGGAGACGAAGCCACGCUGAUCUGCUCUGCCCGUGGCUACCCAGAGCCCAAACUUACCUGGAGCCAGCCAGGCAGCAGUCCAGCAGAGCCAGUGCCCGGGAGGCAGGGCUGGGUGAGCAGCUCCCUGACCCUGAAAGUGACCAGUGCCCUGAGCCAGGAUGGCAUCUCCUGUGAGGCCUCCAACCCCCACGGGAGCACCCGGCAUGUCUUCCACUUUGGGACUGUGGCCCCCCAGACUCCCCAGGCCGGAGUGGCUGUAAUGGCUGUGGCAGUCAGCGUGGGCCUCCUGCUGCUGGUGGUCGCUGCCUUUUAUUGCAUGAGGCGUAAGGGACGUCCCGGCUGCUGCCGGCGUGGAGAGAAGGGGGCUCCGCCACCUGGGGAGCCAGAGCUGAGCCACUCAGGCUCAGAGCAGCCAGAGCAGACGGGCCUUCUCAUGGGAGGGGCCUCUGGAGGAGCCAGAGGUGGCAGUGGGGUCUUCAGAGAUGAGUGCUGAGUGCUACAACUUCUUAGAGGCAGUCACUGGACACAGAGUCGCAGGCAUCAGUCAACAGCCCUGCUCACAACGGCCCACCCCCACCUUCCCUCUUCCCACUCCCUGCUCUGGCCCUCCCUCUCUUCCUUCCUCUGCUGACCAGGCAGGGACCCACAGGGCCAGCCUGCCUCCGGGAGGGAAGGUAGGAGGGGGCCUUCCUCCGGGAGUAUGACUCUCCCAGGCCUCAGAAUAGCUCCUGGACCCAAGCCCAGGGCCUGGCCUGGGAUGAGGCUUCGAGGGUCGGCUAGCUGGGGCUAUUUUUACCUCCUGCCUCCCUUGCUGGUCCCCCCACCUGAUGUCCUGCUGCAUAGUCUGACACUGGAUUCCCACCCCUGCCCUGCCCCCACCCCCCAUCAUCUGUGGACACUGGAGUCUGGAAUAAAUGCUGUC